Molecule: messenger RNA, 4707 nt
Organism: Xenopus laevis (African clawed frog)
Lineage: Eukaryota; Metazoa; Chordata; Amphibia; Anura; Pipidae
Gene: macir.S
Product: macrophage immunometabolism regulator S homeolog
Exons: 2
Coding region: 580-1197 (205 amino acids)
Biological process (GO): negative regulation of cytokine production involved in inflammatory response; negative regulation of fibroblast migration
Cellular component (GO): cilium; cytoplasm
Source: RefSeq, a predicted model, not a curated record
GCUUUGUCCUUUAUGGCGGGGGAAACUGAUUGAGGAGCGGCUGUGGAACUGAUGUCGGUGCCAUUGUGCGGGGGUGAUCUCGGUGCAUGCUGGGGGAUUGUGUGAGUCGGGUGGGAAUACAUUGUCAUGCCCAAUCCCCAGCGGAACCAGUUGGUGGAUGCACCGGGGAUGCUGGGAGCUGUAGUUCAACUGGACAAACCUUCUUUGUUCCGAAAUGCAAGGGACACACCUCUCCGCGCCCUGUCAUUAUUCCUGCGUGUCAUUAUUCCUGCGUGUCAUGAGAGGGGCCCGUGGGGUCAGACAGCAGCCGGGGAGUCCCAGUUACAGGUCUAUUCGGUGCAUGAUGAUGAUGAUGAUGAUGAAGGGCUGUAGCGAUGAUAAUAACAUCCUGCAAUUAUACAGUGUAAAGGCAAAGUACAAACACGUCUUUAAUUUCGCCCCAUUGCAAGUAACCCCCCCCCCUUCCAGUACCCAUUGUAAUGACUCAGUCAGCAGAUGGGCAUGACAUGGGCAAGUCUAUCCAGGCGGGGGUGAUGGGCAGGUCCCACUCACAUUCAAGGAGAACACAGUGCCUCCAUAAUGGAGGUGGAUAUUAAUGGAGUUAAUAGGACUAACAAUUCCGUUCCCAGUACAGCAGAAGGGAGUUCUCCAUCCAAGCCAGAUCCAGAGAAACCUCGUUGCUCUAGCACCCCUUGUUCUCCAAUUCGCCGGACUGUGUCCGGCUACCAGAUCCUGCACAUGGAUGCCAAUUUCUUGGUUGGGUUUACCACCGGUGAAGAGCUUUUAAAAUUAGCUCAGAAAUGUGCAACCACUGAAGAAAAUCCUGGUGAGUCAUUGCCACCUUUACGCACCAAGCAGUUGGAAUCUGGACUUUCUCGCUCCUCUCGGAUAUACAAAGCUAGAGGGCGGCAAUACCAGCCGUAUGAAAUCCCAGCCGUCAACGGAAGGAGACGAAGGCGAAUGCCAAGCUCAGGUGAUAAGUGCAAUAAAGCUGCUCCAUAUGAACCUUACAAAGCUGUCCAUGGUCCUUUGCCACUUUGUCUACUUAAAGGUAAAAGAGCCCACUCAAAGUCUUUGGACUACCUCAAUCUAGAUAAAAUGAACAUCAAGGAGUCUGCCGACACGGAAGUGUUACAGUAUCAGCUUCAGCACCUUACUCUGAGAGGGGAUCGUGUGUUUGCCAGGAAUAAUACAUGAAGAUGCUCGAGUCAUUUAGCUAGAAUAAGUCCACAUCACUGCACAGAGAAUCACUGGUCAAAACGAUAUUGUGCUAUACUAUGUGUAUAAUAGGAUUUUCCUUGCAGUGGAGGCAAGCUAAGGUUAUAUUAUCUACAGUGCUGCAACUCAACACAACUGGAAACCAGGUAGAUCUGGAAUAUGGAACAUCGUUUCUAUCACUAGGUGAUUAGGGGAUUGUUUAAGAUUCAGCAGCUGAUCAAGCCGUUCCGAAAAGCGUUCUCCUGGAUUUCGACAGCACCUUAAUAACUACUAUAUAUGAUUUGCUGCAGGCAGGGGAAUAUCCUUUAAUAAUUCCUAUUUAAGCCCCAAUGAAUUUUACACUAGGAAUAAUAAUGUGGUCGUGAAGUGGAGUUUAGUAUUGAUUUAUAAUAUAUGUUGGUGAAUAAGUCAUUUUUCAUUGACUAUGUUUUUGUUAAUAAUUUUAGUCAUCAAAAAAAGCUAAUUUGGGCCAUUUCAGAGUUAGGCGGAUGAUGAUUUACCGUAGCGCAGUUGUGUACAAUAUACCCAGCACCCUUGAUCUUGAUUGAACUUGGUUUGUUUUAUGUGUGGCUGUUGUUCUCUCCUUUAUGAAUUCAGGUUGUUUCUAAUUAAUCCAUCGUUAUUGAAAUUCGUAAAUGAAUCACUAAAUAUGUGGAUCUAAUCAGCAUAUAUGUAUUUGUACAUAAACUACAUUAGCAGGAGUAGACAAUGGACUAUGACACAGUUUUGAAGAUCAAACCAAUCUACCAAGAGGCUGUUGAUGAGAAUAUGGGCUUCUAAGGCCUACUGCACACUGGCAGUUUUAUUUACAUGGCCGCCAGUCAGACAGUCUAAUUACACUUUCACCAAGGCUUAAGGAAUCCAUGCUCUCGGCCCAUAAAUAGCAUAAGGGGAUGCCGCAUGCACCAGCUUCCAUCUCUCUAUGUUCAUCUAAAGUCACAUUAAUACUGCUUGUGACCAGUUGGUUCCGUUGGAAACCAAAUGUACAAAUUGCAUCUGACUGCUUUGAAUAGUAAUUGCAUGCCGUGCGAUCACUCUAAUACCUAGGAGACCUGAACAUGUUCUUUAUUUACAAGGCCCCAUUCUGUCAAUGAGAUCCUUUGGCUUUUUUUUGCAUUUCAUAAGAAUACCCAUAACAAUAUAUGCAUUUGUAAUGCCUUCAUAACUAGGGACAUAUGAACUCAAUGCGUAUCCCUAUCUGAGUAGGUGCAGCAAUUUACUAUAAGGCCAUUGUUUCCAUUUUCUGUGCAGAUUAGAGUAAAGCCACGCGCCACUCUCAUGACCUCACUCAUGACCUCACUCUCAUGACCUCACUCUCAUGACCUCACAUGUACAAGAUGGUUAAUUCAUGGCUCAUUUAUGGGCCAAUGUGAACCAAAGAGGCUGUCUGUUUAGGAAGGGACCUGCCAUUGCAUUGGGAUUAUUUAUUUCUCCCACUCGAUAGACAGUCCUUCUAACAUUCCCUGUAAAGGGAAAAACAACUGUCUAGAAGGAUAAACAGCCAAAGCCACAAACUCACUGUCAGUGAGUCAAACAACUGUGCUAAAGUUUCAGCCAGGAAAAUGAACGUGAUUUGUAUAUUUGCUAAUAAACUUCGGAUGCGCUUGUUCUCUCUCCUGUCCCAGCUGUCACUAUAAUGUAACAGAAUUUGGUUUGCUGUAACAUUUUAGCUCUAAAUUAUAGAUCAACAUGCUUUUAGAACAGUAAAACAUCCCAUUAGAGGCAAUUUAUUUCUGGUUUAAGACGCGCUGUUAUUUGACAGAAAUGAAGUCGUGCCUGGUUGUCAGGAUAAAUAAUUGUUGUACUUGCAGCCCAAUCAACAGUCAAUCUAUACACCAGGCAAUAGGACUGUUUAAAGACUUUAAUAUUGCAGGAAUAUCACAGAGACUAAUUGCAUCUAUACUUUCUAGACCAGGGUUCCUUUUACCAACAUGUGCGCUGCUUUAAGCAUCAGGCUCUACCUCCUAAUUGUUACAAAGCAACGGAAAUUACACUGGAAACAUGGGCUCAUUUACUUACAGAGUGCAAAAAAAUGGCUGCCAUGUUUGGACCCAUCGUGCCACCUUCUUUGCUUAAAUCUGAGCUUAGCUGCAUGAUUCCUAAGGAGCAGUUGGCACCUACAAGCAGAGAGGCGGCACAUGGCUGUGCAUUUACUUACCCUUACAUUGCAAAAUACAAAUGGCGCCCUAUGUGUCUAUCCUGGUCAAGCCACGUGUUCGAUACAGGGAUCCCGUGGUCCAGAUUGCACUGUGCCUUGUGCACAAAAAUAGGCACAACCCGCAAAUAGGAACAGGGUGAGUACAUAGCAAAUUGUGUUUUAAUGUGGCAAUUAAAGUAAAUGAUUUCGACAUUGUUGUAUGUAAAUGAACAACACAUGUUUCCCCACACGUUGUAUUCAAAAGCUGAAUAACGGGGGAGCUCAAAGGUUGAUCUGAUCUGUGUGUGAUGGGAUCUUCCGCAUCCGCUUAUCAGCAAUACAUCUACUAGGAAACCCUGAUCAUCCUACUGGCCCUCCAUGUUCCGGAUAUUAUUUUCUGCCUCUAACUGGGACAGAGAAAGAUCAUUUGUUGAUGAGCGACCCCUUCCUUUAGGCUUAGCCAGCUGCUGACUGAAUGUGAUGGGUGCUUUAAAUAAGACAUGUAAUGAUUCUCCCAAUAUCUGACUAUAAAUGGACACUUUAAAAAAAAUUUAAAAAAAAAAACCAUUGACCUUAUGCUGAUUAGAUCCAUAUUUUGCCCUGCUAAACUAUUUGAGUCAUGGGUUUUAAUGAAACUGCUGAGCAAGUUGCUAACAUAAUCUGAAAUGAAGAAUCUGUUUGGUCUUUUUGUUUUUUAAUUUUUUUAAAUCCAUGUAUUUCUGUUCACUGAAAAGGAAGCAACCACUUUUGGUAGAUCUCUAGCUUCUGUCAAUGUACAGGUUUGGUGUUCAUGAUUUUCUUGCAUCCUCUUCUUAAAUCUAUAAGCACUGGAAACUGAUAGAAGCUGAUUUAAAGACUAAUGAAGUUGCAGAGUUUGCACGAGGUCUAGUAAACCUAUAGCAAGCAGUGAUCUUUGUGUAAAUUCUACCCGCUCAUGGGUUGCUACAGGACCUUGUACAAACCUUUAAGAUUUUUAUUUCUUAAAUAUGGUGGAAUAGAGUAGGAGGAGGGUAAGGUACAGGAUAUUUACUUUGCUUUAGAUGAGCUCUAUAACAAUCUAUAUACAUUGCACUAAGAAUACUGCAGGAAGGAUAGUGGGAUUAACCAGGCAGCCUGCUGUCUGUGCUGCUCUAUAACAUAGCCAUACACUAGGCGUAUCUCUUCUUUCUAGCUGUUUCAUAUAAUGGUUGCACUGAUCGUUCUUUUACGGUGAGACUAGCUCGGGCUCACUUCUGGGAAUAUGAUCUUUUGACUGACAGAAUAAACAUUCUAUAAUCGUAUUCAAGCAUGCCUUUGUAGCAGUGGGUUCGUUUCCCGCUUGUGUCUAGAAUCAAUAAAGCUAAAUUAUUACA